Messenger RNA from Ostertagia ostertagi, 258 nucleotides. The record is from the annotation of a GenBank genome assembly. NCBI's taxonomy places the organism in Eukaryota, Metazoa, Nematoda, Chromadorea, Rhabditida, Trichostrongylidae.
AUGUCUAUGGUACCGACACAGGCAUUGACUGUAGGUGUUCAAACAGUGAUGGAUGCCAAAGAGGUGAUGGUUUUGGUCACAGGCUCUCAUAAAGCACUGGCACUUCACCAUGCCAUAGAAUGUGGAAUCAGCCAUAUGUGGACGGUGAGCGCUUUUCAGAUGCAUCCGAAGGCAAUGUUUAUCGCGGAUGAUGACGCCACGUUGGAGCUAAAGGUAAGUUAUUGUCAGAUAGUGCAGGACCAUCUGUCUGACACAUAG